Molecule: messenger RNA, 606 nt
Organism: Tympanuchus pallidicinctus (lesser prairie-chicken)
Lineage: Eukaryota; Metazoa; Chordata; Aves; Galliformes; Phasianidae
Gene: ZNHIT3
Product: zinc finger HIT-type containing 3
Exons: 5
Coding region: 48-506 (152 amino acids)
Biological process (GO): box C/D snoRNP assembly; snoRNA localization; maturation of LSU-rRNA from tricistronic rRNA transcript (SSU-rRNA, 5.8S rRNA, LSU-rRNA)
Cellular component (GO): pre-snoRNP complex; nucleus
Molecular function (GO): protein binding
Source: RefSeq, a predicted model, not a curated record
UCUGCUACCCGGCCUGAGCGGGGCGGGGCAGGGCGCUGCGGGCGGCCAUGCGGGCGGUUCGGCCGUGCGCGGUGUGCGGGGCGGACGGCGCCGCCAAAUACCGCUGUCCGCGCUGCGCUGCCGCAUACUGCUCCGUGCCGUGCUGCAAGGCGCACAGAGAGCGAUGCGCGCCGCAGAGGGAACGGCCGGCGGAGGAACGGGCGGCGCAGCGCGGCUCUCAAGCGGACGGCGCGUGGUCUGUGGCCGACAUACUGACAGAGGAGGACGAGCAGGACCGCGUCCCGCUGCAGAAACUCCGGCUGCUGGGAGAAUCAGAAGAACUGAGAGGUUUGCUGCUGAACCCACACCUCAGGCAGCUGCUGCUGACCAUUGACCAAGCAGAAGACAAAAGCUCUCUCAUGAAAAAAUACAUGCAGGAGCCACUCUUUGUGGAGUUUGCAGAUUGCUGCUUGAGGAUUGUGGAACCCCCAGAGAAGGAGAACAUUCUUCCUGAUUCACAAGGCUGAGAUUCAUCCACUGGAUUAGAGAAUUGAAUGUUCCCAAGAUGGAGAAGGCCUGACAAUACCUGCAAGAUAAUCAAGCACGGUGUUUUCUAAAACAGAGCUC